Messenger RNA from Copidosoma floridanum, 1661 nucleotides. It is a transcript of the gene Daao1, whose product is annotated as D-amino acid oxidase 1. The record is from RefSeq and is a predicted model, not a curated record. Gene Ontology annotation, biological process: D-amino acid catabolic process. Lineage: Eukaryota; Metazoa; Arthropoda; Insecta; Hymenoptera; Encyrtidae. Gene Ontology annotation, molecular function: FAD binding; D-amino-acid oxidase activity. Gene Ontology annotation, cellular component: cytoplasm.
UUUAUUUAUGGCAGUCAUCUGCAGCAACAGCAUAUAAUAUUAACGUGAAUAAGAUGAUUAGAUAACACCAAUUCCAUUUGCCGAGAUGACACAACAAAGCAGUACGUAUGCGUCACUUCAGUCACUUGAUAAAAGCAACUAGUUAGCGUGAAACAGAUGUGGUCGUGAUUAAAUUUAAAUGUAAAUAUAUACUUGUUGAACAAAAAAGAUGAAAAUUGCUAUUUUGGGUGGAGGCUGCGUGGGCCUGACGACAGCUCUGGCUGUGCAGGAAGAGUUCCGUAAUCACCACCUCGACGUCCUCGCCGAGAACUUCGAGCAAACGACCAGCCAUGUAGCCGCGGGUAUUUUUCGCGUCAGCCCCACUUUUUCCGGGCCUACCGACAGCAUCACGAGAAAAUGGAUUUCGGAUUCUUACCACUAUUACGAGGCAAUAUGCAGAUCAAGGGAAGCUUCGGAAGCCGGUGUUACUAGCAUUUCUGGAUAUAUUUUUGCAAACACUUCUCCUGAGAGCGUCAAGAACGACCUGAUGGAGAAAUUAGUUCCGAUUUAUCGACCCGUCACUGACGAUGAAAUCGAAUUGGUCGGCGGCAACUGGAAGUACGGAUCGUUUUUAUCGACUCUGUUGACUCAGCCCAAUCAAUAUUUGCCGUGGGCAAGAAAUAAACUAACUGCAUCUGGAGCUGUGUUGAAAAAAUAUUCCGUGAAAUCUUUGAAAGAACUGGCUAAAGAUUACGACCUUGUGAUAAACUGUACGGGGCUUGGAUCGCAAUCUAUUUGUCAAGACAGAAAAUUGGUCCCCAUCAAAGGACAAGUCAUCAAGGUCCGAGCACCGUGGUUGAAGACAUUUUUUUACGGCGAAAUCAACACGUACAUUAUUCCCAACGGAAACGGCACAGCAACUCUUGGAGGCAUCCGGGACUUUGAGUGCUCGGAUCUUACCGUCUGUCCUUAUCAGGCCGCCGCGAUUCGCGAUCGCUGCGAAAGAUUAGUUCCUUCUUUGAAGACUGCACAGUUGAUUGAGCAUAAAACCGGCUUGCGACCACACAGAGAAGGCGGUGUUCGAGUAGAGGCUGAACGAAUUAAGGACGGACUGUGCAGUGCUCUGGUUAUUCACAAUUAUGGACAUGGAGGUUACGGCAUAUGUACAGCACCGGGUACUUCCAAAUACGCUGUUGAGUUGGCUAGAGAUGCUCAUAGAUCAUCCGCAAAACUAUGACUGCAGUGUUAACAAUUAAACUUAUUUUCUACAUUUCUAAAAAUUUAUUUACAAAUCUUAAAAUGUAUUUCAUCGGUUGAUAAAUUAACAAUUAACUUAUAUAAUAUAUAACAAAAUUUACAGCCAGAAUUUACUUGUAAGAAAAUCAAAAGCGAAAAAAAAAAAGAAAAACAAACGCUUCGUUUCUUCGCAUGAGAAAAUCGCUAGUAAUGCGGCUAAUACUGAUCAUCCUUAAUGAUCGGUUUUGAAGCUUGAAAAGCUUUCAAAUUUAUUGUACAAUUAGCGAUGAGCUUUUUAUCUUUGUUAUUAAAGUUUUACACUCUAAUAAAUUGAUUCAAUAUAUCACGAUGUAAAACGCUAUAGCAUUACCAAAUUAUGAUGUUAAGUUCGCCAGGAACAGUCAAGUAGAUUUUAUAAAUAUAUGACAUCAGCUUUGGUUGUAGGA